AUGGAGCCUGCUGAAGUACCCAGUCAGAUUAGCAAAGAUAAUUUUUUAGAAGUUCCUAAUGUAUCUGAUUCUGCUUGUGAAGAAGAAGUUAAAACUGCUUUCAAACCUGGUUUUUCCCCUCAACCAAGUAGAAGAAGUUCUGCAUCUUCUGAAGACAUGUACCUGGGCACUCCAACUUCAGGAAGCAGAAGAGUUUCAUUUGCUGAUAGCUUUGGAUUCAAUCUUGUGUCAAUUAAAGAAUUUGAUUCUUGGGAAUUACCAAGUAUUUCAACAGAUUUUGAGUUAAGGAAGGAUAUUUUUCACACAGAAGAAUGCAUUUUAUCUCCACUAUUUGAUUUGCCUUCUUCAAAAGAAGAUCUUAUGCAACAACUUCAAGUACGGAAAGCGAUACUGGAGUCAACUGAGUACCCUCCUGGGUCGACGAGUAUGAAGGGUAUUAUUCGAGUUUUGAAUGUUUCUUUUGAGAAGUUAGUAUAUGUGCGAAUGUCCUUAGAUGACUGGCAGACAUAUUAUGACAUUUUAGCUCAAUAUGUUCCCGAUUCAUGUGAUGGUGAAACUGACCAGUUCUCCUUUAAGAUUUCAUUGGUUCCUCCUUAUCAAAAGGAUGGCAGUAAAAUUGAGUUUUGUAUACGUUAUGAAACAUCUAUGGGUACAUUUUGGUCCAAUAAUAAUGGCGCAAAUUAUAUAUUGCUUUGUCAAAAGAAAGAACAACGGUCAGUGCCUGAAAAGCCACAGGAAGAAGUUUCUAGUAGACAGAAAAAAGGCUGCUUAAAGGUAAAAUCAAGUAAAGAAGAAUCAUCAAUUACAUCAGAAGAGAAUAACUUUAGGGAAUCAAAGUUUACAGACACCGGUACACCAACAAUCAUUUGCUCUCAUGAGGACAAGGAAGACUUGGAAUCCAGUAAUCAAAAUGUAAAAGAUGUAAACAGGGAACAUGAUGAACAUAAUGAAAAAGAAUUAGAUUUGAUGAUACAUCAACACUUAAUAAGAACUAGAAGUGCUGCUCCCAGGGAUGAAAAGGAUACAUUUUCAUCAGAUCCAGUCAAUUUUCACAAUAAAGCUAAGGGGUUAGAGAAGAAGAAGGUCCACGGUAAACUAUGCACUGACUUGUUCGAAAGGUCUUUGUCUCCAAAUUCAUCAGCAGAAAGCUCCUUAAAGGGAGAUUUUUUCCACAAUGAAAAAUAUUCCUCCAGAUAUGAAUGUAGUCAUCAACUUUCAGAGGAAAUUACUUCAGAAAUGAAAGAAAUCAAGACAUCAUUGGAAGAUACUAGUAGUAAUGAAUUAGUGCAAUUACAUAUUGGUAGGCUGGAGGAUAACGCUGAUCCAGCCCACAGGAGUGGCAGAGUGAAAACAUCUUGCUCCUCCCCAGAUCAACGAAUGGCAGGUGAUCGUAACAAAAAUCAUGAAGGAGGAGCUAAGAAAAGUGAAAUAAAAGAUUGGGAAUGUUUAAGUAAAGAUUUCCAUUCAGGUCUAGGUGCAUAUACAGAACGAUCAACAGACAGUGAAGAUUAUGGCAAGGUUAAAGAUGAAAAGGAACAAAGAGUGCACCUAGGUGUUAAAAAACAGAGCAGACUUUUUCAGUCACUCUUGAAUGACCACGAAAGAAAAUUGAGCCAAUCUGAAAUAAGUGUGGAAGGGACUGAAAGUAGGGAGAAAGAUUUAGCAGCUCUGUCAAGUAAAGGUACCACAAUCCCUGCCCAUGCAGUAACAGAAGUUACAUUUCCUUCAUCAAGGAUAAAUUUAAAUUGGGAAGAAACUACGCUGAUGACUUCAGAGAGUGAUCACUCUGCUGGUGAAGGCACAACCUCAGAAGGGAUAGAUAGUAAAGUCUGCUUAUCAAGAAAGAGAAAUGUUUUGAGGGAUGAUUAUCUUUUCCAAGCUGAAGAAAAAGCAGAUUGGAUUAAUCCUGAAGAUAGGGGUAGAAACACGCAGCAUACACAAAAUUGGAAUAUUCUAGAAAGUCAGGAAAAGGUAAAAGGGAGUCAGACAAAUAUAAAGGAGCAGAUCAAAGAACAAGCAGAUUGUGAAGACGUGUUGGGGGAAAGAGAUAACACAAGUUUGAAUGUUACCCCUACUGAAGAGCUGUUUACCUGCCAAGAAACAGAAUGUGAUGAACUGUAUUGUCUAGCUGAUCAUGGUGUUACUGAGAAAGCACAAGCAGGUACAGCUUAUAUAAUUAAGACACCAUCAGAAAGUACUCCAGAAAGCAUGUCUGCUAGAGAAAAAGCAAUAAUUGCUAAGCGAUCUCAAGAGACAGCACGAAGUGACAGGCCCAUCGAGGUAAAAGAAACAGCGUUUGAUCCACAUGAAGAGGGAAAUGAUGAUGUACUUUAUACCCUUUGUCAACGAGAUACAGCAGGUGUAAUCUACGACAACGAAUUUGAAAAGGAAUCACAUGUGGAUAUUUGUAAUGUACGUGCAGAUGAAAUAGAGAAGGAGGAAGCCAUGCAUAUGUACAAUCCUGGGAAGAUGCAUGACAGGGAGAAACAUGGUGCUGGAAAUAUAUAUGCAGAAGAAUCUUCUCAGCGCAUCACAAGCAAUCAAAAAGAAACCUCAAACUUGGACUUACACUCAGAAGUAUCAUCAACAGACAAAAGAAUAUUUGCAGAAAAUAGAGAUCUUCAGCAGGUCCAAAAUUUAUCAAAGAAAACAGACUUAGAAGUUGCUAAUCGUUCUGCUUCUAACUCAGACAAAAACAGAGCUUCUCAUUUGGGCUCUCGUGUUUCCAGUCAGCAUCCUGAAACAUCAGUGCCAUCUUAUGAAGAGGCCAAAGAGAAUACCAUUUCCACCAAAUCUAUUUCUACUGAAUCAGAAGAUAAUUGCGAUCCAAGUGGAAUCCAGGGUCACCUGGGGUCUAAACCCAAGGAAGUCUGCACAAGUGCAGAAAGUUCAUCAGGUCGUAGAAAAGAAAGAUGUAUGGGGCAGAUUUUCCAACCAGGAGAAUAUAGUGUGGGAAAAUCUAUAGGGCCAACGAUUUUAAUUAGUGAACCUCUUGAGAACACGGAAGAAGCAAGGCAUGAUAAUGAAGGAUCAUUGAGCUCUGGACAGUGCUCUUCAGACGACAAAGCAUCUGAGAACUAUGCCUCUGCUAGUUUUCCUGUCCACAAAAGUGAAGCUCAGAGCAGUGAAUCUCUGCUUUCAAAAUAUGCCAACUCUAAAAUACCUUAUUUUCUUUUGUUUCUCGUAUUUCUUGUAACCAUAUAUCAGUAUGACCUAACGAUAGGCUUGGCAUUCUACCUUUUUUCACUGUACUGGCUCUACAGGGAAGCGGGGAGGCAAAAAGAAUCUGUCAAAAAGAAGUAACCUUGGUGCUAGUACUAAUCUCUCUUAAAAGAUAAGCUAUUUAGCCCCAAACAUUUGGAUUGGUGAAAGAGGCUAUUCCUUGUUCAAAGAGCCAGUGCAGU
Messenger RNA from Fukomys damarensis (Damara mole-rat), 3404 nucleotides. It is a transcript of the gene Ppp1r3a, whose product is annotated as protein phosphatase 1 regulatory subunit 3A. Gene Ontology annotation, molecular function: protein phosphatase 1 binding; glycogen binding. Gene Ontology annotation, cellular component: protein phosphatase type 1 complex. Gene Ontology annotation, biological process: regulation of glycogen biosynthetic process. Lineage: Eukaryota; Metazoa; Chordata; Mammalia; Rodentia; Bathyergidae. The transcript is spliced from 4 exons. The record is from RefSeq and is a predicted model, not a curated record. Bases 1 to 3303 code for a protein of 1100 amino acids.